Messenger RNA from Biomphalaria glabrata, 10623 nucleotides. RefSeq lists its product as uncharacterized. Gene Ontology annotation, molecular function: SH3 domain binding. The record is from RefSeq and is a predicted model, not a curated record. The transcript has 18 exons. Gene Ontology annotation, cellular component: cytosol. Bases 1647 to 5954 code for a protein of 1435 amino acids. NCBI's taxonomy places the organism in Eukaryota, Metazoa, Mollusca, Gastropoda, Planorbidae.
AAACAAACAAACAAAGCUUAUAUAAAAGAAAGAACCGCACAAUCUCGUAAUACCGCUUAAUACUGCAAUCAUUAUCUCCCUUUUUUCUAUAUAAAUGAAAAUUAAUUAUUUGCCACUAACUAAUUAAUAAAAGAAAGAACCGCACAAUCUCUGUAAUACCGCUUAAUACUGCAAUCAUUAUCUCCCUUUUUUCUAUAUAAAUGAAAAUUAAUUAUUUGCCACUAACUAAUUAAUUAAUUGGAUUAUUUUCUUUAUUGAUUUAUGUGUUGUCAUCGAUAGUGAAUAAUUGUGCAAUGUUUCAACAUGAUUCGAGAAUGGGAAGUGUAUAACAAAACGUGGACAAGAAUUGUCCUACACAGACAGGCUGAGUGAGUUGAUAUAAGCUUUGUACAAAUAUUACCGAGGAACAUUUUUAUUGUCCAUACUAAACUAGACACAUUAAUUAAACUAUGUACCCAUUCUGCAUAACUAAAAGGAGUUCUACAGCUCAUUAAAAUGAUUCGGUGUUCUCUUUAAUGACUGCAAUCAAGUUAUUCUUAGCUUUUAAUCUGGAAGCCAAAUACUAGUUUUAGAAAAUUACAUUGUUUUCUAUAUUGAAAAUCUUAACAAGAAACUCUAGGAAUGGAAUGCUAAUGACUUUACGGAAACACGAGAUCCUUUCAAAUGGGAAACAGUCUGCCAGAAGUGUGCAGUAGACAGUCAGAAUUAAAAAAAAAGACACAAAAAGAGAAUAAAAAAUAAGAAAUUAAUAUUAUGAAUAGCUCAGUAGUUUUUUUUUUUUUCAUAUGGUGUUAUUUCUAAGACUUGGCAUUCUUUUCAUCAGUAGACAUAAUUAAAGUUAUGACCUACUUGAAGGCUGAAUGUCAACCACUGACCUUUUUGUGAGUAAGAUAGCGUUUGUUGUUCUCCUAGAAGGUCCAUCGGAUGCCAUGUUUCUACUUUUCUUCUCCCUCCAUACCCACGUACUUGUCUGUCUCAGUGGUUUCCUCUGUACAAUUUACCUGCCAUUCUGAUCUCCUGCCGAAAAUAAACUUCCUCUCUCUCUCCAAACACCCCCUGCCCUCACCCUAACCCCUAGAGUUCCAUCCCUUCUAUUUCUGCAGCCCUGACGUCGUAGCGCGUGCUCUGUACUCAACGUUUCGACUCACAUGUUUGUGGUAUUUUAUUUUUGAAGUUUGCUCACUCGAAGAUAUUUUUGUAUUCAUCGUUUCCUCUUGUGUUUAUCAAAGCUGCUGUGCUUACAUUGCGUCACAUUAUUUCUUCUGGAGCAUAUAUCUCAUAGUUCAACUCCAUGUUUUGCUAAAUAGGAUUGUGAAGUAUUAGUAGUGUAGUGUUUUAAACAAGUCAUCCUCAGAUUUAAUAUUUGCUAUGAUAACGUGUGUACCUUUUUGUUUGUUCUAGGUGCUAUUAAAAUGUAGAUCUAGUGUAGUAGCGUUUCAUCCAUAUUUUAUGUUAGUACAAGUUUCAAUUGUUCAUCGAAGUUUAUUUGGUAAACAUGUGAAAGAAGUUUUACAACUCAUCCUGUAACGAAUGGGAUGAUUUAGUUAGUCUACGAAUGUGCCUAAUCCUUAUAGUCACAACUUUGAACAAUGUGAUAACUUUUAACACGAGGGAGUUCAUACCUGGACUGUAAUCUUGAUAUUCUAAUGGAGACUCUAGCCCAGUGUCAGGAUGACACCAAGAAUUGGAAGCUCUGGCAUGAACUCCUGCCUGGAAUUGAAGAGUUCCUGACCAGCACUCUAGCCGCUGAGACUUUAUCUUCCUUUGCGGAGGAGAGGAGACAGUUUUUCAUUGAAUGCCUGGAUAUAAUCAAACUUCCACCCACUGUGCCACCUAGAGAAGGGCGCAAGCUUUCCCCUGAAAUUCUCAAGGCCACAGAAGAGGUAAACGGUGUUCCUGUUGAGCAGACAUCAGAUUUUGCUGCUGCCCAGAGAGAAAUUUCUAGGUCUUUAGCAGACCCAGUAACUAACCCAUAUCAGGAUGAUCCAACAGAUGAAGAAGAUAAUGCUUCAGAAAAGGGCACAAAAGUUUAUGAUGAUAUUGAUCCGACAGACAGCUUAAAAGAAGAGAAUGUCAGCAAACCAACCAACAGCAGUGAUGGAGAUUGUGAUAAUGAUGAUGAAAAUGAUCUCUAUGAGAUCCCAGUGGCCAGACUUCAGCUGUCCUCUGAGGAAAACAGUAUAUCAUGUGGUGUGGAUGGAUGCAAUGCAGUUACCAUUGGCAGCAUUGAAGACUUUUCAGAGGACAUGACAGAUUCUAAUGCACCUCCACUGCCUCUGAGUCCACCUCCUCUGCCACCCAGAAAAGAUGGAAAGUUCUUUGAUUUCGGAAGCAGAAAUUCCUUGAAUGCUGAAGAGAGGCCUCCUGAGUUGCCAUUUCGUCCUCUUCUUGCCAAGCGCAAUGAGCUUUAUGUAACUCACUCUGAGAAAUCUGACAGAUCAGGAGAAAGAUCAGAUGGAGAUUUAUCAGGUGAUGGAGACAGCACGAGCUAUGAAUCUUUUGAUGAAACAGUUGAUGCUCAAGAUCAAGAGUUUAGAAACAAAAAUAACAUAAAAUUACCCAAGAGGCCAAAAAAGAAAUCUGGGCUUAAAAAAAAUAAAAAGCUCAGUAAAUCUAGAUCUUCUUCACAGUGGGAAAUCAGUGUCCCCUUCAGAAAGUUGGAAAAUAUUUUGCUUUCAGGAGAGCUCUACCACAAGGGCAAGCUUAGCUGGAAUAGAAGGCUUGUAGCCAUUAGCAAUGGUUGCCUGGCAAUGUAUAAGCCAGACAAGGAUGCCAGACCUUCUAUGGUGAUUUCCCUCAGUGGAUAUGAGGCAUUGGUUCAGGAGCGAGAUGGGCGUCGAGGCUUUGAAAUCAAAAUGGCACACCCCACACAGGAUUCCUACACCUUUUCUGUUGAUUUCAGAGACUGGGCUUAUUUAUGGGCAGAUCAUAUCAAUGGAGUCUCCAAGGGUCAGCCACUACCCAAAUAUGAAACUCACCUUGCUAGGGCCUUCACUGGGAAUUCAGAUUAUGGUGCCACUGGCCACAUGGGAAGCAAGGAUAACAAAACUAGUAAAAAUAUAGAAGAUCUUGAUAUGGAUUAUGAUGAAGUUGGACCAUGUGAAGCUGAUUUGGAAGAUUUAUUCAUAGAUGAAGAAGCUGAUUCAGAGAGUACUUGUAACAGCUCUAUCCUAAGUCAGACUGCCUCAGAACAGCCUUUGAGGACAAAAACACUCUCAAGGCAUUUUCGUAGUGAAAAAUCUUCCUUGUUCAAAAGCAAAACUUUGGAUUCAAGGGCACGUCCUUUUAACACAGGAAGUUAUAAAGAAAAAUCUAUUGGUUCCACCAUGAAAGAUAUUUUAAGAAGAAGACAAAAGGGCAUGUAUCAGAUACAAGGGACACAACUCCCAGAACCAACUCUACAGGUGGCUCCACAAACUGUUUUGGUUGGUGUUCAAAACAGACAAAAUACACAACAAGACCAGUCAGGCAUCCCACAGGUGAAAUCAAGGUCCACUACUCUUCAGUCAUCAACGCCUCUAACUUUGGCAAGAUGGGAUUGGAAAAGUGUCUUUUAUAAUUGGUCUUUACCUCUUGAUCAGAUCAUCCUAGCCUUCAGAGGAAAUGAUCUAACCAGUUCUAAUUCAAACCUUUCAACGGGAAGUGAAGGAACUUCUGAGGAUAGUUCAAAGGCAAGGCUCAGAGGCAACAAGGUGAUGAGAAUGGGGUCAUUUGCAUUCAGAGCAACUCAGUUCUUUGAGAGCAUUGGGAAAAAGUCCACAAAGCCACGAAAAAGCACUAGCAACAUGACCUCAGUUUCCUCUGGAGAUUACAGUGACCUUCACAAUGGCAUAGUUGAAGAGUCUUCUGUUUCCUCCUCCACGUCAGUAGGAAAUACUUCACCUUCAGGCUUAACUCCAACAUCUGACCUCAGUCUUCCAAAUGUGUUCAGUGAUAGUUCUUCUGCACCUAAUACUCCAAUGGACAAUAGAACUCCUAUUUCUUGGAAAGGAUUAGAUGAAACACAAGAGGAAAUUAUGGCCAAUGUUGAUCACAAAGGCUAUUUGUUUAUAUUCAGUACAUUUAAUAGAAGAAAAUGGGGCAAGCGAUGGUGUCUUGUUCGAGAAAAUAUGUUUGAGUGUUACCGUACUCAACAAAGCAGACAAUGUGAACUUAAUUUCUUGCUCAGGCCCUGCACUAUACGUAGAGCUGUAGUGGAAACCAAUAGUGAACUUGGACUCAUGAUAUUAGAAAGUGGGAAAGAAAAGAUAACUGUUGAGCCCAUAAGUAAAGAAGAAAUGAGUUCCUGGGUACAAGUUUUGUUAUCAGAAACAUCCACUGGAGAUGUGCCGCAGGGUCUUGAAGACUUCAUCAAAGUCAAGGAUAGUGAUAGCCAAAGCUUAAUGAGUCUCACAGUGCUAAGACAAUGGGACAUGAUUCCCUCCAAGGAUAUGACAUCAUCUCAUGAUUAUGAAGAUCCUCUGGAUACAACACUUACAGCAAAACAGUUCCAUGCUUCUUACCAAUGUGCUGGUCCCUCAGAGGAUAAACAACUCUCGUCUGAUGAGGGUGCUCUUGGGAAAAACCUAGAAGCACUUGUCCUGGUUAAUGGAGACACCCAUUCUUCAGAUGUUUCUGACAGCACAUCAUCAUCUAACAAAACUAAACACACCACAGACAGUGGGUUCUACAGUGUAAAGGGGAAUAAUUCAGACAGUGAAACUGGUAGUGAAAAUAGUACCCAAAAAGGGGAAGAUAUAGACUGUGGGUAUGCUGCACUAGAUUCUCUGAGCUGCAGAAGUGUGCAGCAUUCAUGUAAUGCUUCUAAUAUCAGUGACUUCACAGAAGAGUCUUUGCCAUGUGUUGAUAUCAACCAGAAUGAAAAUGUUUCUCCUUCAAAUGAGAAUCAAUGUUUUUGUGUUCAAUCAUCUUCCACUGCCAUCAAGCAUUCCACAUCUACAAACAAACGAACUUCAAAACUUUCCAAAAUUAGAGACAGCUAUAACCUUUUGGAUAAACAACAUACCAAAUCCAAGCCUCCUUCAGACUUGACCAUUAUGGAACAAAACAGCAUGAUUGCCACUACUGCAACUAUUUUAUCUCCUAAUGGAGAUGAAUAUUCUAUCGUCAUUAAAAGAUCUGUCAAAUCCAAAUCACCUGAACCUAACACUAUAGCCAGCAAUCUAAAUGAUACUCAUCAGUGUUCAGAAUCUCAAAACAGUGAUAAAAAGCUACACAUAAAUGAAAGGCUAUUUUCAGAUGUUGAGGAUAUACCUGUUUUGCCUUUGAGGAAUGUUUCAGAUCUUGAAAAUUCUAUCCCCUUAAAUGUAAAUAUUCCAAGUUAUAGACCUACCUCUUAUUCUUUAAACUCUUCACCAGUAAAGGAUACUACAAAUAACACAAACUUAAAUGCACCAACUCACAUCCAUCAUAAGCCAAGUCAGUGGGAUCAGGGUGCAGUACCUAAAAUUCCUUCUCAGCCUGCUGAUAAAAAAAUUCUCAGAGUUUCUCCAAUCAAAGUUGUGGAAAAUGAUUCUUUAGAUGCAUUGAAAAAUAAUACUACCAUUCCAAGUCCUAACUCAAGCAGGCUUAAUUCAGAGCUUUCACCUUUUAAAGGUGAAAGUCCCCUAACUCCAAAGGUAGAAAACAUAACAGAUCUCAUUGAUAACCCAUUUACCACACCUGAAGAUCUGAAAGCUGCAGUAGAAAGGCUGAAGCUAAAUCUUUCCAAGCUAAAGAAGAAAAGGAUGGCCGUCCAUGAGAAAAGACAAAAAGUGUUGAGUGAUGAAGAAAGGUUGGUUUGUGAAAAGGAGUUAGCAGCCUUAGAGAGAGAUGCAGAAAAUACUGACCUUGACAUUAGAGUUUUGCAGAACCAGCUGGACACCGUGCAAGGACAUACUUUUGAAGCAAUGAAAGCUGCAAGUGGAAGAAAAAAAUCUGGUGCUAAGAAGAAGAAACACAAACGAAAAAGUUAGCUUUCUACCUCUGCCUGCUUAGUGUAAUAGUAUAAUAAUUAACUUAAUAAGUAUGGUUCUUUUUUUUUUCAAGAUGAUUGGUUUUUAAAAUAAAGUUUACAAAAGGUGUAAUGCUUUAUUAAAGUAUUUUCAAAGACUAAUUAUACUUUACUAAAAAGGCAAUUAAAUGAACACUUAAAAAUGUGUUUAUCAUUGCUGAUAUCCAAAAGAUCUAAAUUAAUUUCCUACAGAUGACUCUUUUGACUGUAGUUUGUAUGGGUCCACAUUUCAUAGAUUUCAAUAUAAUUGCUUGAAUGAUUCAUUUUUGUUGAUAACCAUAAUAAUUUCAAAAAUGGACUGUAGGCCUACAUGAUUUUAAAUUAAAACAAUUUUUGAUGAUUCAUUAAAAAUUUUAUCAUCUUCUAAUUUGCUGUGAGUGAGGGGGGGAAAGGAUCAUAUCCUCUCUAGCAAAAGCGAUGGUGAGACACCCUUAUGUUGGGCAUAAUGCAUACCAUUACUGGUCAAGGAUGAUUUUAAUUUGUAUAUCUUCUCUUCGUUAUGUAAAUUUCAAUGUUUGUGCAUCAAAAUUAAAAAAAAUAAAUCAUCCAUUUUUAUAUUCAUUUUCUAAAUAGCAUAAAUAAUAUUUUUUUUAGGAAAAAAUAUGUUAUAGAAAAAAAUGUAAUGUUGAUUAAUGUGAUGUUUUCUUCCUUUAUUCCCCAGUGAUUUGUUUUAUUAAUAUGUUGUUUUUCAUGACUAAUACUAAUAUAUAUACAUAUAAAUAUAAUUUAUAUAUUCAUUAUGAAUUUGAUCAUGUUUAUUUUGUUUAUUAGAAAGGUUGUGACUUUCACCUUAGAUUUUAUUUGUAAAUACCAUUAGAUUACUAUUAUGCAUUUCAUCCAUAACAUAUUUUUAAACACGGCCACGAUGACAAUGAAGUCUGAACAGAAAUGUUUUUUCAAAAGGUGAUAUAUUUUAAUGAAUUGUUUGUUAGAAUCAGACAAAAGUUUUGUUGAAACAAGAAGAAAUGUAGGCUGUUUUAAAAAGAAAUGUUUACUUAAGAACCAAUUUUGUGAUAAUUAUAUGGAAAAACCCUUUAACUUUAAUGUCACCCUAAAUGUCAUCAAACUUUUUAGUUCUUAAAUAUGUGUUUUAUAUAUAUACCAAUCCUAAUAUGUUUUUGUUUUUCCACAAUGUGGAAUCUUAAUACUGCCAUUUUCUUUAUUGAAAAUUCUUUUUUUUUUAAAUGUCUUUUUUUAAUGCUUAAAUUGCGCAAAAGUUCAAAACGAUAACACAGUCUAAACAAACUAACUAUGCAAUGAUUACUGAUAUUAUUUCACUAUUCAUAUAUUUAUGUGCAUUUACAUUGACUUCUUUAUGUGUGCUUAUAAUCUCAUACCUAAUUUUGGGUAAAGAAUCUGAAAAUCUGUAAAAUCGUUAGUUAUACUAAAAUUAGAAACUUGUUUCCUUUCCUUAAAAGCUUCCUUUAAGAAUAAAUUUAAAUGCAAAUUAUAAUUUAUAUUUAAUUGUGACAUUUGGCCACAUAAGAGUAGUGAGGAAGAAUAUUAUUUUUUUUUCUGGGAGUUGCUUUGAAAAAUAUUGUGAAAUACAAAUAAAUGAUUUAUUUGAAGUUAUUCAUACAUGGUGGCACCUCAUCAUCUGGUUUGGGCUCUUAACUGUCAUCUCGAUAGUCCCAAAUUCGAACCUUGCAUGCUGCAAUCUCAUGCUGUCCUGCAGGAGGUUAAGGCUAGGAUGUAAAAUCUUCAAUACUGAAUGACAUGCAAAACUAACAAUUCAAAAGUCAAUAGAAGAAAAUAUAGAACCUUAAAUCUGCCUUAUAUUUUCUUAAGGUUUUCUAAAAUAUACCACAUAAAAAUGGCUUCAUCUUUUAUUUUUUAAGAUCAUUGCAUUGUUUAGUGCUAUUAGGUAGUUAAUUCUGACACUCUAGUGCCACAAUGAUUUAAGAUUAGCUGUAAAUGUGUUUACUCUUAUCCUUUAAAACAAAUUAUGAUUUCAAAGAAAUUUAAAUCACAUUAUUCUACUGAAUUCUUAAAAUUUCUUAAAAAUCUAACAUGCAUCUUAUUUCUUGUUCUUUAUACUUAAAAAAAAUUUUGAACUUAAAUUUUAAUUGUUGAAUAUUAUAUAAUAUUGUUGGAAUAAAUGUGUACUUAAAAACCCCAAAAAAUGUUCAACUACAAUUGUGAAAUCAAAAGUUUCAGUGAUAACAUUUAAAUAUUGUGCCUUUACUAUUUAUCAGAGUUGAGUUGAGUUGAAUAUUCUUAACAGGCUUUAUUUUUUUUUUUCAUCAUCAUCAAGAGGUACCAAGGCUAAAAGGGUAAUAACAUGACUUAUAUAUAUUAUACUAGACUGGAAACUGGAAAUAAAUUCUUAUCCGCGAUUGAUCGAUUCACAGACCUAUAUAUAUAUUUUUAUGUACGUAAUCUCUUUUUUAAGCUCUAAGGGGAGUCGCCCCAAUCAAUCUUUUCUGUCUUAGAAAAGUAAUGAUCUUUAGUUUUCAAAGUUUAGAAAUAAUGCAAAAUCAUUUCUUGGAUAUUCACGCAAAUUUAUGAAACAAAGCCAUUUCCUGUUUGUUUCCAUUGAGAUAAUGCUUCAAAAAUCCUAGAUCGAAAUAAUUCAUGUUGAUUUAAAUCAUCUUAUGGACAUUUAAAUAGAUUGAUUACCAAGAUCUUUCUAGAUUAUGUAUCUAAAAUUGCAAAAUAUUAAUUAUGAGAAGAAAGUAUUCCUAUUUUUGAUGUUCAAUUACUUGAUCUAGAUCUAAAAAUUAAAUUAUAUGUUACGUAGGUUAGGGUUGAAAAAGACUUCACUUCUUUUAACUACUUUACAAAACAACGCCUUGAUCCAACUUUCUAAAACAUUUUCACAUUUUUUGAAGUGUUAAAAAAUCUCCAUGUCCAGUCUAGAGUAGUAUAUAUAAGUCUAUGGGUAAUAAAUAUGUUAAUUUUAAUUAAUGGGUGUUGCUUGAUUUUGACAUGAUGGAUUGUUGCACACUGGUUUGGUAUUUACAUAAUAUUUUCAUAGAAAUUAUGACAUAUGUUAUUUUCUUGAAUUUAUAUUUCUUAAAAAUAAAAGUGCAAGAAUGUUUCAUUAGAUAAACAAUCAUGACAAUUAUUUUUUUCAUUUCUUAUCUUUAUGGUAAAGUAGGCCUAAAUUUUUAUGCUAGAAUUAAAUUUCAUAAAAAAGUUAAUCAUUGUGCUUUAUCAACGUUCUAAAGCCUUAAUGUAUAUGUAUAUUUAUAUAAACCACACUUCAUUGUAGCAUAAAACCUCCUUUAAAAAAAACAGUUAUGUAUGCUUUAUUAUAUAUAUAGUGAGAACAAAAAAAAAAAUAAAAGCAUUUUGUUUUAAAAGCACAAGAGUGAAAAGUCUUUUAUAUCUGGCAUGAUUAAAAGCCAAAAUAAAAUUUUUAUUUUGUUACACAAGUUCAUUAUGUCCUUACAAUUAUGUCUACACUUAUUUUUAUACUCUUCACCUAUUAUAGGUACCUGUAUUGUUUUUAUGAUCUUUCCAUAGAUCCAAACAAUCUGUUAAUUAUUUAAACUGCAACAAUUACUUUUUUGUAUCUGAUUAUAAAAGAAUUAAAGCAACAAAAUGCAUACAAACACAAUUCCUAUUUUAAAAGAUUAUUUCUUAAAAUAUAAAAUACAAGUCUUGUAGGCUGUGAGAAAAAAUAUCUUAGUAAAAGUAAAGAAAAGUAUCAAUUAUCACUUUCUUUAAAUUCUUUUGUGUGGUAUUAUUUGAAUUACCUUCAUCUAUAUUCUAUAAAAUAAUGUAUGCACAUUAUAUUCUUAUGCAUGCCAAGAACAGUUCUUGUUCUAGAUUACUGCUAUCAUAUUAUUGGUCAAAUAUGAUACAUAUUUCAGUAUCCAUUAGUAUAGCAGUAAUGUAACUUUUUAAACAUUUAUUUUGUGAAUGAAGAUGUCUUACAUGUAUUUUGUUUUAGAUGAAAUAUAUAUAUAUUUGCACUGUUUUACAGUAGUCAAACAUCUGUAGAUAUAGGCAUGUUAAGAAUAUUCAGUAACUACUUAGUUUAUGCUUCCUAGUUGUUUUAUUUUGUCUUUGAUGUUUGAUACACAGGACCAGUUUUACUACUUGAUUUUGUGCAAAGCUCCAACAAUAAAGACUUUGAUUUUAUGCCAUAAUAUUUGUGUUUAAAGUCAAUUUUUAUUUUCAUUUUAAUUUAAAGGAAGUGAAACAAGUUUUAAAAAAUUAAAAACAAGGAAAAGAAAAAAAAAAUUAAAAAGCAAAGCUUAUCUAAGGGAAAGAAGUGCUAGUUUUUUAUCUGAAAAUGGCAGGGUUUAGCACCCUUUCUGUCAUUUAAAAUAUUAUUAAUUAAUUAGUAUAAGUACAUUAAAUUCAUAUAGACAUCCACAUUUCUCAUUAAGUGACAGUUAUUCUCCUUAGUUUGAUAUCAAAUAAAAUAAUUAAUCACCAAUAAUCAACUAAACAAUUGUUUAUUAUUUUUUAUUACUGAUUCAUGUCUUGUCAGGUACAAUAAAUAAUUAUGCAAAGUUACAACUAAAUCCAAGAAUUGGAAAUGCGAGAAAAAGUGUAUUAAAACAUUUUAUUGGCAGACAAACAGAGUGAGCUUUGUAAUUAAUAUAAAUUUAUGCAAAAAUGAAUCUUGUAUUUUUUAUUGCAUUUUAUUUAGCCUAUUAAAUAUAUAAUAACACAUA